UACUAAAGCUCAAUUACUGCUACAAAUAAUAAUAGAUAAUUCAUUUUAUUUCUUAUUUUAAAAGUGAAUUGAGGUAGCUUUCGCUGUGCAUAUUGCCUCUGUUUUCUAAUCUAGAAUGUCGAUGCAAAUGAAAGAAAAACGUCCUAGCGGUUAUUUGAAUGUAAGCAAAUGGGGUAAGCUAACUUCAGAAGCAAUAGUUUGACCGGUAUAUAAUGGCCAAAGGUCCGCCGGACAGUUUUAGAGUUAAGAGUGUAUACUGACUUUUGUAUGAUGAUCACUACUUACCUUGUUUAUCGCCUAAAAUAACCAACUAAUUUCAAACAACUGACAAGAGAAAGGGACCUGGCAACAGGCAGCUGAACAAUAUGGAAACUGAGUACUCCAAGAGAGUGUAUCAGGGCGUCAGAGUGAAGCACACAGUGAAAGACCUGCUGGCAGAGAAAAGAUCACGGCAGACCAACGUGCCCAGAUACAAUGGCGGGUCGAGUCCCUCCCAACCGGCCUUCGUCCCAGUUUCAGGCUCCCACGUGCUUCCUGGUUACUACGGCAUGAGAAGACCCUUCAUGGCUGACACAGAGAUCUGCCAUCCAAGCAAACAGUUUCCAGGAGAGGCCUACUCCUCGCCCUUGGGGGGCAAGCCGCUGUCCUGCGACACCUCCUCUGUGACAGGUUAUUCUUCCCUCAUAGAUGGCUACUACACUGAGCCCUUUGGGGAGUACCGGAACACGGCCUUCACCCCCGGAGGGGGCUCCCUCUUCCCCGGGUCGGCUUUGCCUUCCAUACUUCCACCUUUUCCUGGGGACUCCUCUCACUUCCUCCUGAGGGACGCAUGGGAGCAGACUGCGGCAGACACCGUGAGUCAGGCCGAGGGGCUGUGCUCUGACAGUCUGGCCCCCGUGGUGGCCCCAGCCUCGCUGUCCAGCCCGGAUUCGGGGAGCCCGGUGCACUACCGAGCCUCUAGCCGGGGUUCUGGGACACCCGGGUCCCAGCCUUACUUGCACUCACUAGAGGAGGUUCACUACCCAACUCUGUACCCACCUACUUCUGGCUACACGUGCUCCCCAUACAUGGGCACCCCUGGUGACCUGGCGUCUAAAAUAGCCCCCUUGUCCUCCGAGGAGUCGGACAAUGGACCAGUGCUCAGCGACGCCCCCUCCUGGUCGAAGGAUGAUGCUGGCUCAUGGUCACCUUAUGAUAUCCGGAGAGCCUACUGAAGGUCUGAAGAUGGCUGAUUCUGAAAUGAGCCCCUUCACUAAGGACACUCAUUCACAAGAGACGUUUCUGACUUUUUCAUUUGAUCCCCCUCCUGAAGCCAUGACUUUCUCCCCUUUUCCCAACUGAAGGAAUUACGCUGUAAAUUAUUUCUACAGCAAAACCAUUACUUCUUGUAUUGAAGUGAUUGUGGAUGUGUGUCUAUAUGUUGUUUUCUUCAAGAUAAACUUGGUUAAUUUUUGUAGCAUAUUUGUAGCCUAAUUUCCAGUACAUUUGCAAAGACUAAUUAUUGGUGAUUGUCGACCGAAGUGCAAAUUGUCAUGCUCUGCAUACUUAUUGUAUGUAUGUUUUAAAUAUUUUCACAUUAAUUGAUUGUGAAAGGUACUUUCUUACUUAAGUGCAGCUCAAAUUUAGUCUAUGGAGAACAAUGUAAUUGAGACAGAUUUGUAUCCCUUCAUAGUCAUUAGUUCAUUUGAACAGCAGAAUAUGCAGAAAAACACUACAGCUCCAGGUUCCAUUGUUUUGUAAUUGUGUUAUUAAUGUUUCUGUUCUUUCAUUAUCAUGCAAAUCUUUAACAUUUAAGUAAAAAGCACUGUAACGAUUAUCCAUAUUAUAUCUAUUGUAUGUUUUAUAAUUAAUUUAGGGAAAGCAAAUAAAUGCUGUAGUUUUAAUGGUA
This is a messenger RNA of Brienomyrus brachyistius, 1888 nucleotides long. RefSeq names its product POU class 2 homeobox associating factor 2 (gene pou2af2b). Bases 366 to 1214 code for a protein of 282 amino acids. The transcript has 5 exons. Lineage: Eukaryota; Metazoa; Chordata; Actinopteri; Osteoglossiformes; Mormyridae. Gene Ontology annotation, molecular function: POU domain binding; DNA binding. The record is from RefSeq and is a predicted model, not a curated record.